Molecule: messenger RNA, 1591 nt
Organism: Pyricularia oryzae 70-15
Lineage: Eukaryota; Fungi; Ascomycota; Sordariomycetes; Magnaporthales; Pyriculariaceae
Product: E3 ubiquitin ligase complex SCF subunit scon-3
Exons: 3
Coding region: 448-954 (168 amino acids)
Biological process (GO): mitotic cell cycle; SCF-dependent proteasomal ubiquitin-dependent protein catabolic process
Cellular component (GO): nucleus; cytoplasm
Molecular function (GO): cullin family protein binding
Source: RefSeq, a predicted model, not a curated record
CAACACGCACGCUGCAUGCAGACGUCUUUGACCUUUGCUCGCGACAGACGAAACCGAAUCACUAAAUGAAUCUCGCUUCACACAGGUAGCAACCGCCGAGAUCUUGACCAUCAAGUAAAACUCUACCUGCCCAACACAUCCAUCCCAAGUGAUCAACUCUUCACUUGCGGGCCUCUCUGCCUAAACCGGUCAUCUCUGCCUACCGACCCCAGCCCGCACAAGUGAGUAAGCUAAAAGGUCGCUGUGCCUCACUUUACCCGCUACUUGGUUCCCAUUGCCAGCCAUUCAUUCCCAUCCACCCCAUUUACAGCCAAACGCAUCUUUGUCCAUUCACCACCAACUACGCCACUUUUCAAAUCGCAUAUCGCACCACUAACGUUUGGAAUCUUGCGACAAAAGCCUCGACGACCAAAACCACCACCGCAUCAUUCGAAAAUAAUCUGCAAAAUGUCAGAGGGUCAGCUGCAGAAAGUAAACCUUCAGAGCAACGAUGGCCAGUCCAUCGAGGUUGAUCGCGCCGUCGCAUGCCGUUCGCGUUUGAUCAAGGACCUGAUCGGCGAUUUGGGCGAGGAGAUGGUCGCUUCCACACCGAUUCCGAUUCCGAACGUCAGCGAGGCCGUUCUGAGGAAGGUUCUUGAGUGGUGUGAGCACCACCGGAACGACCCUGUUCAGACCAGCGAUGAGGACAGCGAAAGCCGCAAGAAGACUACCGAUAUCGAUGAGUGGGAUCAGAAGUUCAUGCAGGUCGACCAGGAGAUGCUGUUUGAGAUCAUUUUGGCGAGCAACUACCUUGAUAUUAAGCCGCUACUUGACGUUGGUUGCAAAACGGUUGCAAAUAUGAUCAAGGGCAAGUCCCCAGAGGAGAUUCGCAAGACUUUCAACAUCACCAACGACUUUACACCCGAGGAGGAAGAACAGAUCCGUCGUGAGAACGAGUGGGCUGAGGACCGUUAAGAAGUACGUCAUGGUAACGGAGGCACGACGAUAUGCAAGAAGAUGAGAUCCGGGCAUAGGUCAUGACCAGAAGGACUUCAAAACCGGCGUGGCCUGAUUACCCUGGUGCUUUACACUUUUUCUUUUACUCCCUAGGCUUCAACAAGUCUGGGUUAAGUCGCGAAUUUCACGAUGAUUACGGCAUUGAUUUUAGUGGGCGUUUGAACUUCUGUACCCUUGCAAUCCCAUCUACCAUUUCUUCUGUGGCUGGAUAUCAUAAUGAACAAGGGGUUCGACAUGAUGUUGAAGCCGUUGAAACGAUCCAGUCAUGGCAAGUGCCUGCGCCUUGAUGGGGAUGUUGUCUUUUCGCCCUUUCAGUGGAGAGUCAGCUUAAUCUUUUCAGGGGAAAGUCAGAAAGAAAAUACAAUGGUCGGGUAUAGAGCUUGAGGUGGGUUGCCCCUUCACAAGUGGUGUACUCACUCUUCAAGUCUGUGCGCCGAUUUCUGGUUGCCUUCCACUUGUAUAUUAUCCCAGGUCCCGGUCCUGGGCUUUUAGUCUGUAGUACUACCACUGCCAAUUUUGCUGUGCUCUACGCUGAAUGUGUUAAAACAACUGGCGUUGCCGGCUCACAGUGUGUCCAUGUCAUGAUGGUUUCACG